AUGUUCGCUUUAAAUAACAGGAAGAAAAGAUCAAGACAGGCCUUGUACGCGAACCCAACAACAGACAGCUUUGAAGACUCUUCAGCCUUCACGUUAAACAAUGCUGGAGAGGGAUGUUUUGAUGCUAGUGAAGUAGCGAUACCACAGAAACGUUUUCAGCGACUUCAACCGCCAAAUUCCUCAAACAAUGAGAAAAAUGUCAACGGCACUUCCUCUUUCUUGCGACAAAACCAGGAGUCAAUUUGUGGAAGUGGUAGGAGUGGAAGCUCUUUGCCAUGCAGUGGGCGUUAUUAUGGCACUAAUCAAAUUGGAGCACAACUUCGCCAGCCGAUAAAACAGCAAACCCAUUCCUUUCUCAUCAAUAGUAUGGAUUCACCACCAACCAAUUAUCCGUCCAGUAACAAGUUUGUUUUCUAGUUUUCACUUUUUUGUUUUCGUAAAAAAAAGCUUUAAUUAAAAAAAUUUCCAAUUGACAAGUUUCAUUCUUCGUAGGCAGCCAGAAUUUCAAAUUAAAAUUUGAAUUUUAUCAUCAUUUUCUGUAUUUACAGGACUCUGCAACACCAGCCAGUCACAGGUUUUCAAGGCUCUGGUAUAAAAGUUGAGAAACAAGAUAUGACCAGACAAAGAAAACCAGACCAAAAGGAUCAGAAUUUUCAGUCCAAGGUAGAGCAAUAUUGAGUCUACCUCAGGUUUAGUUUAGAUGGUGGCUUUGCAGUAUUUCCACAAGUGGAAAAAAGAUGUCCACAUUAAAAAAUACAUCCAAAUGUCAAAUUGAGCACAAAGAGUUGUGCUCAAGGAUAACUACUAUUUUAAAGUACUAGAUUUUGGAGUGAAGUAUCUGCAAAAAUAAGUGAUUGAUAUGAGAGCUACCAUUUAUAACUCACCUCAAACAUUACAGCCUCUUAAUGUCUCAUUUGCCUUCCUCUUCUUUGCUUUCUCAGUGAUUAGACUAUACAUCUCUCUGGGUAACCCUUUUCUUGAGUGCCUUUUCUUGAAAAAGGGUUCCCUUCAAUUAAAGAAAGGAGCCAAGUGGGCCCUCUUUAAUUAUUUUCAAAUAAAUAUGAGUCAAUUUAGUGAAAAUAAGUACUUGUUAAUUUUUCAAAGACUACAAAUCUCACUCUAAAGGCUCAUGCAAUUUUGUUGUCUUUGAAAAAUUUACUCUUACUUAUUGACACCACAUUGCACUUGAAAUCAUGUUUUCACCUAUACAAAGCUCAGGGGCUUUGUGACCAUGUGUUUUAGGGUCUCCAGAGAACAGUAAGCUUAACAAACUAGCUGAAAACUAUAAUCCAGAUCCUGAAGGGCCCUCCACUGAGCUGUUUAGAAAUUUGUUUUUCCUAAAACAAUGCUCAUAAAUUCACAAAUUACAGGAAUGGUCCGGUAAACAAAUGAAUCUCAUGGCCACUCCAACAGACAAGUCUCUCAAGUUUUUAACAGCCACAGUUCAAAGUGUUCUUAAGUGGAAACAGUAUGAAGACAUGGUCACUUCAAUUUAUGAAGUAUUUGGUGAGAAAUUUACCUCCUUUACUAGUUUAGACUUUUCACUGUCCUUCUUCUAUAGUGUCAUUAUGCAUGAGUAUCUAAAUCUGCUCUUAACGGAAAGGUAGACUAAUCCUUUAAAUUCUACUAACUAAAAAUAAACAAAUAUAUCCUUAGGAACACUGGACUCACAAGUUUCCUUGAAUGCAGCUGGUAAUGGAAAAAAUUUUGUCAUCAAAGACAAAACUGGAGUUCUGAGGUAAUUAACAAUGUCAAGUACAACUUGAAAAUAACAUGUCAAGGCUCUUUUGAUUUGCUUGAAACCCAUUAUUGACUAUAUCAGUUUUCUCCCAAUGCUUAGGUGCACUUUUUGGGAAAUGGUAAGCAUGUCUCAAUUAUAUACCCAAUUCUUCAAAGUAAUGCCUGAUAUAAUAUUUUUAAAUUAAAGGGAAUUUUCAAUGAGAACAGUGGUGUUAAUUUCUUUUUUAAGGAUCACCAACUUCCAAGAUUGACAAGAGGGAAGAUGCACAGGUGAUUAAGUCAGUCUGUUUAAUAGUGUUCAAUUAAUCAAAAUCAAAGCAUAAUUUUAAAAAAUCCAUCUGCUCUUCUGAAUUCUAAAGGUUAAGAUAACCUUAAGUAACAAUAACAAUGACAAAGGUGUAAAAAAGUUUUAUGUUUUAGGAUUUCCCCUAAUUAAACUUCAUGAAUUAUUGGAGACCUUGAGAAAUAUAUGUUGUUCAUACUGUACAUAUUGACAAAUACAUAUUUUUGAAAGGUGUGUGGGAUUCUUGGACAAAAAUGGUGGAACUUUUAAUUGUGUGUCCAUCAGACCAAGUAAGCAGACAGAACUGCUGGUUAUGGUAGACUUCUUAAAAGCGUCAGAGUUGGCUAUGCAACAACAGCUAGCAACCUUCAAGGAAGACUAA
Molecule: messenger RNA, 2405 nt
Organism: Pocillopora meandrina
Lineage: Eukaryota; Metazoa; Cnidaria; Anthozoa; Scleractinia; Pocilloporidae
Source: the annotation of a GenBank genome assembly